CCAAUCACAAACUUCAGGGCAGGCGGAAGGACUUCACUGCUGUUCGUUCUUCGGUCGACGUCCCUCCAUGAAAGACGUCCAUUCAUUUCUUUAUAAGUUAAGCGUUAAAUUCAACGUUUUUGCUGUUUCUUGUCGACUACCUCGCAAUGAUUGAACCUAUGAAGAGACCGGCGGACAUGGCGGUGGUUCCCACGGCCGUGAAGCGGCCCCGGACGGAGCUGGUGGCGGCGGCUCAGUCCCAACAACUCGUGGCCAUGGGUCCCCCAAGGAGCUCCAGCCUGCAGGCUCCCAUCAUGCUGAUGUCUGGCCACGAGGGCGAAGUCUACUGCUGCAAGUUCCAUCCCAACGGAGCCACGCUGGCCUCCUCAGGAUUUGACAGGCUUAUAUUGAUGUGGAAUGUGUAUGGAGAUUGUGACAAUUACGCCACUCUGAAGGGCCACAGUGGAGCAGUGAUGGAUCUGCACUACAACACAGAUGGCAGCCUGCUGUUUUCAGCGAGCACAGACAAGACUGUGGGUGUAUGGGACAGUGAGACAGGUGAGAGGAUCAAGCGUCUGAAGGGCCACACCUCCUUCGUCAACACCUGCUACCCGGCUCGCCGAGGGCCCCAGCUCGUCUGCACCGGCAGCGAUGACGGGACAGUGAAGCUGUGGGAUAUUCGUAAGAAAGGGGCGAUCCACACUUUCCAGAACACCUACCAGGUGCUGGCCGUGACAUUCAACGACACCAGUGAUCAGAUCCUGUCAGGAGGCAUUGACAAUGACAUCAAGGUGUGGGACCUGAGGCAGAACAAGCUGAUCUACAAUAUGCACGGACACGGUGACUCAGUAACCGGACUCAGCCUGAGCUCCGAGGGGUCAUACCUUCUCUCAAACUCCAUGGACAACACAGUGCGUAUUUGGGAUGUCCGACCUUUUGCACCCAAGGAGAGGUGUGUGAAGAUUUUCCAGGGCAACGUUCACAACUUUGAGAAGAAUCUACUGAGGUGCUCCUGGUCGACUGAUGGCAGUAAGAUAGCUGCUGGCUCCGCUGACAGAUUUGUGUAUAUCUGGGACACCACAUCACGUAGAAUCCUCUACAAGCUUCCGGGCCACGCCGGCUCAGUCAACGACGUGGCCUUUCACCCAGAGGAGCCCAUAGUGCUGUCUGGCUCCAGUGAUAAGCGGCUCUACAUGGGAGAAAUUCAGUAGGGUGUGUGUGAGCAUAUGUGAGUGUGUGUGUGUGUGCGUGCGUGCGUGUGUGUGUGUGUGUGUGUGUGUGUGUCCUGCAAGCGAGUGUCCUGCCUAGAAGUGGAUGGGUGGUGUUCGACAGCGGGUUAGGACUCUGUAAUUUCAUGUGCUUCAGCUCGUCAUAGAACAACCUCAGGACGUGUGUUUGAAGUUAUCAUCAGUCACAACAAACCUCCACAAUGACUUGUUUUGUAUUCUCAUUCGUUUCCUUUUUAAUAAACUUGAGUAUUCUUUAAA
Centropristis striata (black sea bass) is the source of this 1466-nucleotide messenger RNA. It is a transcript of the gene snrnp40, whose product is annotated as small nuclear ribonucleoprotein 40 (U5). Gene Ontology annotation, molecular function: protein binding; RNA binding. The coding region runs from base 147 to 1190 and encodes 347 amino acids. The record is from RefSeq and is a predicted model, not a curated record. The transcript is spliced from 10 exons. Gene Ontology annotation, cellular component: catalytic step 2 spliceosome. Lineage: Eukaryota; Metazoa; Chordata; Actinopteri; Perciformes; Serranidae.